AUGAACGCACUGGAAUUCAUAUUGACGAAGAAUUUGAGCUUUCUUGGAGCAUUAUUUCAAUCGACUGCAAUUACUGUACAGGAUCAGCAAUCAAAGCAGCGGGUAAUAAUCGUGCAUGGUAGUGCGAUAACACCUGGAAUUAUUAAUCGACAUUGGUAUAAAUGGCUCCAAGCAGAACUAGUGAAAUUAGGGUUUGAUGCUAUUGCACCAGCAUUACCGGAUGAGAGCGAGGCGAAAGACUCUAUAUGGAUACCAUUCCUAUUAAAUAAUUUAGGUGUAGCAGAAAAUGAUAUUUUAAUCGGACAUAGUUCUGGUGCCAUGGCUAUUCUGCGAGUAUGUGAACAAAUGAAAGUCAAAGGAUUAAUAUUAGUAUCAGCUGGUUAUUACGAUCACGAUGCCAAUCAACUAUGGAAUUGGAAUAAAAUAAAAACAAAUGCACAAUGGAUUGAGCAGUUUCAUAGUUCUGAUGAUCCAUUCACUCCAGUUGAUAGUAGCCGUCAUAUAGCCAAACAAGUACAAAGUACAUAUCAUGAAUUCAAUAACCGAAACCAUUUCUUAUGUACUGAAUUUCCAGAUUUAAUCGAUGUAAUAAAAUAUCGAUGUGGAUUAUUAUAA
Molecule: messenger RNA, 615 nt
Organism: Rotaria sp. Silwood2
Lineage: Eukaryota; Metazoa; Rotifera; Eurotatoria; Philodinida; Philodinidae
Source: the annotation of a GenBank genome assembly